AUGGCUGCUACCGCAACAGCUCCUUCUGCAGUCCGUUAUGCACCUGAGGAUCAUUCUCUUCCAAAGCCUUGGAAAGGGCUCAUCGACGAUAGAACAGGCUUUCUCUACUUUUGGAAUCCAGAGACGAAUGUUACUCAGUACGAGAAACCAUCCCCUCCCAAGUUUCCUGCGCCAUCGCUAAGCUCCUCUGUCCAGGUUCAACAACCCUCUUCCGUUGGUAGCUAUGCUCCUUCCAAGGACGAUGCCGCCAAGUACACUAGAGCCACUGACGCUGCCCCUAAGACUGACUCUGUCUCGAGGUUUUCUGAGGGCGGCAGGAGUGGACCGCCGUAUUCGAAUGGUGUUGCUAAUGGAGUGGGGAACUCUGCAUAUGCGAGAGGUCCUCCUCCUUCAUCAGCUCCCGAAAAUGAGAUUUCUCCGGAGGCCUAUUGCCGCCGUCAUGAAAUUACCGUCAGUGGGGGCCAAGUACCACCACCUCUCAUGUCCUUUGACACUACUGGUUUUCCUCCUGAGCUUCUGCGGGAGGUACGCACUGCAGGUUUCGCUGCUCCAACUCCCAUUCAAGCUCAGUCAUGGCCAAUUGCGAUGCAAGGUAGGGACAUAGUAGCCAUUGCUAAAACUGGCUCUGGAAAAACUUUGGGUUACUUGCUUCCUGGUUUUAUGCAUCUUCAACGCAUCCGAAAUGAUUCGCGAAUGGGCCCAACAAUCUUGGUGUUGUCUCCAACGAGGGAGCUGGCCACACAGAUCCAAGAGGAAGCUGUUAAAUUUGGGAGGUCUUCAAGAAUUUCGUGUACGUGUUUGUAUGGUGGUGCACCAAAGGGUCCUCAGUUGAGGGAUCUAGACAGAGGAGCAGAUAUUGUGGUUGCAACUCCAGGACGAUUGAAUGAUAUCCUUGAAAUGCGGAGAAUUAGUCUGCGUCAAGUAUCAUAUCUUGUGCUAGAUGAGGCAGAUAGAAUGUUGGACAUGGGUUUCGAGCCGCAGAUAAGGAAGAUUGUGAAAGAGAUUCCCACCAAGCGUCAAACCCUUAUGUACACAGCUACAUGGCCAAAGGGUGUCAGGAAAAUUGCUGCUGACUUGCUUGUGAACCCUGCUCAGGUCAACAUUGGCAACGUCGAUGAGCUUGUGGCUAACAAGUCAAUCACACAGCAUAUUGAAGUAGUAGCACCAAUGGAGAAACAGAGGAGGUUAGAGCAGAUAUUGCGGUCUCAGGAACCCGGCUCGAAGGUGAUAAUAUUCUGCUCAACCAAGAGGAUGUGUGAUCAACUGACACGCAAUAUAACCCGUCAAUUUGGAGCUGCUGCUAUACAUGGAGACAAGUCCCAGCCUGAGAGAGACAAUGUUCUUAACCAAUUCCGCAGUGGCAGGACUCCGGUUCUUGUCGCUACUGAUGUUGCUGCUCGUGGACUUGACGUUAAGGACAUCAGGGCGGUCAUAAACUAUGAUUUCCCCAAUGGAGUGGAAGACUAUGUGCAUAGAAUCGGAAGAACAGGAAGAGCUGGAGCGACUGGUCAGGCAUUCACAUUCUUUGGUGAUCAAGACUCGAAACAUGCUUCGGAUCUGAUCAAGAUUUUGGAAGGAGCAAACCAGCGAGUUCCUCCUCAGAUACGUGAAAUGGCUACACGUGGUGGUGGCGGAAUGAAUAAAUAUAGUCGAUGGGGUCCUCCUUCUGGGGGCCGUGGUGGUGGUGGUCGUGGUGGCGACUAUGGUUAUGGUGGCAGAGGUAGUAGCUUUGGUGGUUCACGUGACAGUGGUAGAAGCAGCGGUAAUGGGUGGGGAAGAGAGCGUGAAAGGAGCCGUAGCCCUGAGAGGUUCAACAGAGUUCCACCACCGUCUUCCACCGGAUCUCCUCCUCGCAGCUUCCACGAGGCCAUGAUGAAGCACAGAUGA
Messenger RNA from Microthlaspi erraticum, 1887 nucleotides. Lineage: Eukaryota; Viridiplantae; Streptophyta; Magnoliopsida; Brassicales; Brassicaceae. The record is from the annotation of a GenBank genome assembly.